CGCCGGCCUCGCCAGUCUCUUGGUGUGCGCGACGCGAGCAGCGCGUCUCUCGACUAGUGAAUCAUGUCCGCGAAUGGGUCGGCGGCCACGGAGCCGCGGCUCUGCCACGUGCGGAAGACGCCCGACUUCGACGGGUACGGGUUCAACCUGCACGCCGAGAAGGGCAAGCCCGGCCAGUACAUCGGCAAGGUGGACGAAGGCUCGCCGGCGGAGAGCGCGGGGCUGAAGCGCGGCGACCGCAUCCUGGAGGUGAACGGGCACAGCAUCGCGGGCGAGAGCCACAAGCAGGUGGUGGCGCGCAUCAAGGAGCGCGGCGAGGACGCGGAGCUGCUGGUGGUGGCGCCGGCGCCGGGCGAGCCCGUGCCCGAGCUGGACGCGGCGGACGCGCGCGAGUCGCCGCCGCCCGAGCCGCCGCGGCUCAACCUGCACAUGACCGCGGCCGAGAUGCGCGCGCAGCUCGCCGCCAAGAAGAAGAUCGACCCCAAGAAAGUGCCCAUGGACCUCAAGUCCAAGUUUGACAUCGUCAAGAAACUGUGAUGAGCGUGUUGUGAGCCGCGAGCGGUGUUGUGGUGAGGUGCGCGAGUGCGUGCGGCGGCGAGCGGCGCGGGCGCGGCUGCCGCUCGGCCGCGCGCUGUUGCCAGCUCGCGCGCUCGACAGCAAUUGGAACAAUGACAUCGGCGGUGCGAGCGCAGCUUGUCGUGCACCGGCCACCACCCCCGCGUUGUACAAUUAAUGUAAAUUUUGUUUUACCACGUAAAUUAUGUACUUAAUGUAAUUUAUAGCGUUCUAUAGAAAUUGCCAUUGAAUUGAAUAAAAUGUUGUUUGUUGUAUAUAUACUUACCUAGCCUAGGUACCUAGCUGCUAUACAUACGUUUUAUAGUACAUAGGGAUGAAACAUUGUGUGUAAUUUAUUUUACGAAUUCAAAUAUUUUGAUUUUAAAUAAUUGAUUUUAUCUAAAUGUGUAGCCUGAGUUACUUACGUACUCGAGUGUGAUUAUUGUUUGAUCUAUUAUCAAUAAACGUAUAAAAACCAA
This is a messenger RNA of Trichoplusia ni (cabbage looper), 1034 nucleotides long. RefSeq names its product Na(+)/H(+) exchange regulatory cofactor NHE-RF1-like. Bases 64 to 537 code for a protein of 157 amino acids. The record is from RefSeq and is a predicted model, not a curated record. Lineage: Eukaryota; Metazoa; Arthropoda; Insecta; Lepidoptera; Noctuidae. Gene Ontology annotation, molecular function: protein-membrane adaptor activity; protein binding. Gene Ontology annotation, biological process: protein localization to plasma membrane. Gene Ontology annotation, cellular component: apical plasma membrane. The transcript has a single exon.